Molecule: messenger RNA, 2277 nt
Organism: Striga hermonthica
Lineage: Eukaryota; Viridiplantae; Streptophyta; Magnoliopsida; Lamiales; Orobanchaceae
Source: the annotation of a GenBank genome assembly
AUGUAUUUUUUAUUUUUUUAUUUUUACAAAUUAUUCAGGUAUGAGCGUGAGGGAGAACCCUCUGAGCUUGCUGCUGUUGAUUUCUUUGUCAGUACGGUUGACCCAUUAAAAGAACCGCCUCUCAUAACGGCAAAUACUGUUCUCUCAAUCCUUGCUGUGGAUUAUCCGGUUGAUAAAGUCUCCUGUUAUGUAUCUGACGAUGGUGCAGCUAUGCUUACUUUCGAGUCUCUUGUUGAAACUGCUGAUUUCGCAAGGAAAUGGGUGCCAUUCUGCAAGAAGUUCUGCAUCGAGCCACGUGCCCCAGAGUUUUACUUCUCGCAGAAGAUUGAUUACUUGAGGGAUAAAAUACAGCCUUCUUUCGUCAAGGAACGUAGGGCGAUGAAAAGGGACUAUGAAGAGUAUAAAGUGCGGAUAAAUGCUUUGGUGGCAAAGGCCCAGAAAACGCCAGAUGACGGCUGGACCAUGGCAGACGGAACACCUUGGCCUGGGAAUAAUACACGUGAUCAUCCUGGCAUGAUUCAGGUGUUUUUGGGGAAUACUGGUGCACAUGACAUUGAGGGAAAUGAGCUUCCUAGGCUUGUUUAUGUCUCUAGAGAAAAGAGGCCUGGCUAUCAACAUCAUAAGAAGGCUGGUGCUGAAAAUGCUUUGAUAAGAGUAUCAGCUGUUUUGACAAAUGCGCCAUUUAUCCUUAACCUUGAUUGUGACCACUAUGUUAACAAUAGCAUGGCAAUCCGUGAGGCAAUGUGUUUCUUGAUGGAUCCUCAAGUAUGUGGAGAUGUAUGUUACGUGCAAUUCCCCCAGAGAUUUGAUGGUAUCGACAAGAGUGAUCGAUAUGCCAACCGCAACACAGUUUUCUUCGAUGUCAACAUGAAAGGAUUAGACGGUAUCCAAGGGCCUGUAUACGUUGGGACAGGUUGUGUCUUUAACAGGCAAGCCCUUUACGGCUAUGGGCCCACAUCCCUCCCGACUCUACCCAAGACUUCAUCAUCAUCAUCAUCUUGCUCAUGGUGCGGCAGUUGCUGUUGUUGCUGUCGUGGCAAGAAGCCCGCCAAAGAAAAAGACCUCUCGGAGCUUUACCGUGAUGCAAAAAGGGAAGAGCUCAAUGCCGCCAUUUUUAACCUUAGGGAGAUUGAAAGUUAUGAUGAGCACGAAAGGUCAUUGCUCAUCUCCCAAAUGAGUUUCGAGAAAACGUUUGGCUUAUCUUCUGUUUUUAUCGAGUCUACGCUUAUGGAGAACGGCGGAAUAGCCGAAUCUGCCAAUCCAUCUACUCUAAUUAACGAAGCAAUCCAUGUCAUCGGCUGUGGGUAUGAGGAAAAGACUGCUUGGGGUAAAGAGAUUGGUUGGAUAUAUGGAUCAGUCACGGAGGACAUUCUGACGGGUUUCAAGAUGCACUGCCGAGGGUGGAGAUCGAUUUACUGCAUGCCUUUGCGGCCCGCAUUCAAAGGGUCAGCUCCAAUCAACUUGUCCGACAGGCUGCACCAGGUUCUCAGGUGGGCCUUGGGCUCCAUCGAGAUCUUCCUCAGCAGACACUGUCCCUUAUGGUACGGUUUCGGAGGCGGCCGCCUCAAAUGGCUCCAGAGGCUCGCGUACAUCAACACUAUCGUUUAUCCUUUCACUUCCCUCCCCCUCGUCGCCUACUGCUUGCUGCCCGCCAUUUGCCUUCUCACCGGGAAAUUCAUCAUCCCAACGUUGUCGAACUUGGCAAGCAUCCUUUUCCUCGGGCUCUUCCUCUCCAUCAUCCUCACAAGUAUCCUCGAGCUCCGGUGGAGCGGUGUUAGCAUCGAGGCCUUGUGGCGAAAUGAGCAGUUCUGGGUAAUCGGCGGGGUCUCGGCCCAUCUGUUUGCCGUUUUCCAAGGCUUCCUCAAGAUGCUCGCCGGAGUCGACACAAACUUCACUGUCACCACCAAGGCUGCCGACGAUGCCGAGUUCGGGGAGCUUUACGUGAUUAAAUGGACAACUGUCCUCAUCCCCCCGACAACUAUUCUCGUCGUCAAUAUCGUGGGCGUGGUUGCGGGAUUUUCCGAUGCCUUAAACAGUGGGUACGAGGCGUGGGGCCCACUUUUCGGAAAGGUAUUCUUUGCUUUAUGGGUCAUUCUCCAUCUCUACCCAUUCCUCAAGGGUCUCAUGGGGCGGCAAAACCGAACCCCGACUGUUGUUGUCUUGUGGUCUGUUCUGCUGGCAUCUGUCUUUUCGCUCGUCUGGGUGAAGAUCGACCCGUUUGUUAGUGACAAUGGUGCAUCGGCUGCUGUGCAGAGCUGCAUCGCGAUCGACUGUUAG